AUGUAGCUGCACAGACCACAACCCCACCCGAGAGACAAGUCAACUCACUACACAAAACUUUUCCGGAAAACGUGGGGAGCUUCUUCAGCGAUCUAGCUGAGGCACAGGGGACUUUCCACUUUUCUUUUCUCCAAACCUUGAACGCAGGAAACUGAAGACCUGUCUCCUUCAUUCCUCGCUCGCUCUCUCUCUCUCUCUCUCUCUCCCAGUAUGGCAGCGUGGGACCUGGCAGUCACAGUGGAGGAUCUGGGGCCCGAUUCCCCACCUGUCAACCUCAGCGUGACCUCUGAACUCCACGUCGGAGGGGUCAUCCUCAAGCUGGUGGAAAAGACACAGAUCAAGCGGGAUUGGUCGGACCAUGCCCUGUGGUGGGAGCAGAAGCAGCGGUGGCUGCUGAGGACGUCCUGGACUCUGGAGAAAUACGAAAUCCAUGCUGAUGCUCGGCUGCUUUUCAUGCCCCGGCACAAGCCCCUGAAGCUGGGUCUGCCCAACGGCAUCACCCUGAGGCUCCACGCCUGCUUCUCCGGCCCCGUCUUCCAGACCGUGAUGGGCAUCUGCAGGAUGCUCAACAUCCGUCACCCUGAGGAGUUCUCCCUCCUUCGGCCUGUAGAGGAGAAAAAGAAGAAGAAAGACAAAGACUCAGCAGAGGAGAUCUACGACCUGACCGAGGUGCCGCUCUCCUCAGUGUCCCGGCCUUGUCUGUACAACGGCAUGCCAGCUCACUUUGCUGACUCACCUCAGAUGGAGGCAAUCUACAAGAUGCUGUCGGUUACUCAGCCUCCGCCCGCCCCAGAAGUCAUAGCCAAGCAGUACCGCGCAGCCAGCGUGGUAGACAAGGCCCAUAUCAAUGGCAGGUGGUUGGACUCAUCCCAUUGUCUUAUGCAGCAGGGCAUCCGAGAAAAUGAUCGACUCUGGCUUCGCUUCAAAUACUUUGCCUUCUAUGACAUAGAACCCAAGUACGAUGUUGUGCGUCUGACCCAACUUUAUGAGCAGGCUCGCUGGAACAUCCUGCUGGAGGACAUCGACUGCACCGAGGAGGAGAUGAUGCUGUUCGGAGCUCUGCAGUACCACAUCAGUAAGGUGUCUCAGUCGGAGCCCCAGAUGUUGAGCUCAAAUGCAGCCAUGGACGACCUGGAUUCAGCCCUGCAGUGUCUAGAAGUCAAGAUGGAAGGAGAGAGCAGCUCCGCCUCCGAUCUGCUGGAAAACAUGACUGCACCAGAACUGAAUGACUAUCUGAAGAUAUUCAGACCGAAGAGGCUGACACUGAAGGGAUACAAACAAUACUGGUUCAAGUUCCAGGAUACAUCCAUCUCAUAUUUCAAGAGCAAAGAGGAGAGCAUCGGAGAGCCCAUCCAACAGAUAAACCUCAAAGGGUGUGAAGUGGCGCCAGACGUUAACGUGGCUUCACAGAAGUUCCAAAUCAGACUCCUGAUACCAGCACCUGAGGGAAUGAACGAGGUCUAUCUGCGCUGUGAAAACAAGCAGCAGUAUGCUCAGUGGAUGGCUGCAUGUCGGCUGGCCUCCAAAUGCAAGAGUCUCGCCGACAGUAGUUUCCAGAGUGAAAUACAGAGCAUCCACUCUUUCCUGGCAAUGCAGCAAACCAACCCUGGUUCCCACGGUAACGCACCUGCCAGUGAUGAAAGCAUCAAUACCCACAGUCUGGUAUCGCCACGCUACCACAAGAAGUACAAAACCAAACAGCUGACCCCUCGUAUCCUGGACGCGUACCAGAACGUGGCUCAGCUCUCGCUGACUGAUGCAGUGACGCGCUUCCUGCAGAUCUGGCAGGCUCUUCCGGACUUUGGUCUCUCAUACUUCGUUGUCAGGUUCAAAGGUAGCCGAAAAGACGAGGUAAUGGGCAUCGCCCCGAACCGUCUAAUCCGCAUUGACCUGGGAGUGGGUGAUGUGGUCAAGACAUGGCGUUACAACAACAUGAAGCAGUGGAACGUCAACUGGGACAUACGACAGAUGGCCAUCGAGUUUGAGGGCAACAUCAACAUCGCGUUUAGCUGCGUGACUGCUGACUGUAAAAUUGUUCAUGAGUUUAUUGGAGGCUACAUUUUCAUGUCAACACGCAGUCGUGAGAAGAGCGACACGCUCAAUGAGGAACUCUUUCACAAGUUGACCGGAGGCCAUGAAGCUCUCUGAGACGAAAACACACCGUGCAUUCUAGGUUGCAUUCAGUCGAGUGCAAAAAAAGUAUUAAAAAGAGAUAUUCUGCUCAUAUGUUCAUGUGUAAACCCACUUCAUCAGCCCACUUAUGUUUUUAUCUAGUGUUAAAUUCACACACACUGUUUUUCGUCAGAGGAUGGAGGACUUCACAUGAGUUCAAGACAAGUCAAGUGGUCCUCAUGCUGACUUCUACUUGCCUUCAGGAUGGAGUAAACAUCUGGUUCAGCAUCACUGGGACAAAAUAAUUUCAUGGAGCUGUAACUUCAACGCUUGGAUGAGCCACCAGCUACUUUUCUUUUUCACCCUUUAGUAUUCAGACUUGUAAUCAGUAUUAUUCAGUAUGCAAAGCUAAACUUUGUCCACCACUGCAGUCAUAUUAUCACUUAAACGUCUGUAAGUAAUGAAUGUUACAUAAGGGCUACAUUAUUAUGAGAGCAAACAAUUAAAAAUACAAUCUUUGCCACAUGAACAUAUGGAUGAACAAAGAUUUAUUAGGAUAAACACAAUAAUCCACUUUUAAUGAUCUGUUGUCUUCACUCCGGGUAGUUGUGACAUAUGGUGGUAACUUCUGUUGUUUGUUACGCAGGAAGCUUCUGAUCAAUUAUCUCCUCUCACAUGCUGUGAGUGUGUCCAUAUCUUACAAGACACAGUAAAGUCAGUCCGUUAAAUAAAAACCACAGUUUCUGCACCCUCUGCUUUCCUAGAGUCACAUGUCUAACCACACACUCAAAUGUUUGUUGGCUUGUUGUGAGUGUGUGUGUGUUAUAUAUUUUAUAACUUUUUAGUAAGAUUGACCAGGUCGUCUGUUCCAGCAAUAGUUUCUUUAGCACUAACAAUACAAUGGGAAAAUGUAAAAAGUGAAAUUCGUUAGCUUAAGUUGGUUAAUUUGGUGAUAAAUAAAGAUGCUUCCCUACA
This is a messenger RNA of Limanda limanda (common dab), 3087 nucleotides long. It is a transcript of the gene fermt3b, whose product is annotated as FERM domain containing kindlin 3b. Gene Ontology annotation, biological process: platelet aggregation; regulation of cell-cell adhesion mediated by integrin; integrin activation. The transcript has 15 exons. Bases 211 to 2148 code for a protein of 645 amino acids. The record is from RefSeq and is a predicted model, not a curated record. Gene Ontology annotation, cellular component: cell-substrate junction. Lineage: Eukaryota; Metazoa; Chordata; Actinopteri; Pleuronectiformes; Pleuronectidae. Gene Ontology annotation, molecular function: integrin binding.